Messenger RNA from Odontomachus brunneus, 582 nucleotides. RefSeq names its product reactive oxygen species modulator 1. The transcript has 3 exons. Gene Ontology annotation, biological process: protein import into mitochondrial matrix; protein insertion into mitochondrial inner membrane. NCBI's taxonomy places the organism in Eukaryota, Metazoa, Arthropoda, Insecta, Hymenoptera, Formicidae. Bases 190 to 429 code for a protein of 79 amino acids. The record is from RefSeq and is a predicted model, not a curated record. Gene Ontology annotation, cellular component: TIM23 mitochondrial import inner membrane translocase complex.
UUCUCUUAUAGCAAAACCAUCAUGGCGAUUUUGUAGUAAUGUACGAGUGCGACGCGUUGAUAAUUUCCGGCAAUCGUGCAGAGGCACUAUAAAUUUCCUACAUUGAUAAGCAAGAACGCGACCGAUCGAUCGAUCGUGGCCACGGCAAGAUUACGUAAAGCACGCUUUUACAAUUAGAGUCUCCGCAAAAUGCCCGCCAUACCAACGGGAGCCUAUGGCCAAGGACCUUCGUGUUUUGAUAGAAUGAAAUUGGGCUUUGCAAUUGGAUUCCUCGUCGGGGUAAGCUCUGGCGCACUCUUUGGCGGAUUUUCUUCCUUUAGAUAUGGACUAAGAGGAAAAGAGUUGUACACCAAUGUAGGUAAAAUGAUGCUUCAAGGUGGUGGAACAUUUGGUACGUUUAUGGCCAUUGGAACAGGAAUAAGAUGCUAAUGUGUAUAUAUAUGUAUGUAUGUAUGUAUGUAUAUGUAUGGAUGAAUGAAGUAAAUCUUAGUGUACCUACAAUUUAUCAUUGUUUGCAAUAGUUAUACUAAGCUUGCAACUGUUACGGAAUACUGAAUUCUUAAUAAAAUAUCUAAGAACAUA